Vombatus ursinus (common wombat) is the source of this 2312-nucleotide messenger RNA. It is a transcript of the gene SNX7, whose product is annotated as sorting nexin 7. Bases 120 to 1283 code for a protein of 387 amino acids. The record is from RefSeq and is a predicted model, not a curated record. The transcript is spliced from 9 exons. Gene Ontology annotation, molecular function: phosphatidylinositol binding. Lineage: Eukaryota; Metazoa; Chordata; Mammalia; Diprotodontia; Vombatidae.
GCGGCGGCGGGGAGAGCCCCAGUGGCGGCCGUGGGGCUGCAGUGCUGCUGCAGCCCGAGGUGCUGGACCUAGAUGAGGACGAGGAUGACCUGGAGGUCUUCAGCAAGGAUGCCUCCCUGAUGGACAUGAACUCUUUCAGUCCUUUGAUGCCUACAUCCCCUUUAUCCAUGAUAAACCAGUACAAGUUUGAAGAUGAGCCAGACUCGAAGGACCUUUUCAUUACAGUUGAUAAUCCCGAAAGCCACAUUACUACAAUUGAAACUUUCAUCACCUACAGAGUUACAACUAAGACAUCUCGGGGUGAAUUUGAUUCUAGCGAAUUUGAAGUUCGAAGACGUUACCAAGAUUUCCUUUGGUUAAAGGGGAAACUUGAAGAAGCACAUCCCACCCUCAUUAUUCCUCCUUUGCCAGAAAAAUUCAUAAUGAAAGGCAUGGUGGAACGGUUUAAUGAUGACUUCAUUGAAACUCGAAGAAAGGCACUUCAUAAAUUCUUAAAUCGAAUUGCUGAUCACCCAACUUUAACUUUUAACGAAGACUUCAAAGUUUUUCUUACUGCACAAGCCUGGGAACUCUCUUCUCAUAAGAAACAAGGUCCUGGAUUGCUUAGCAGGAUGGGACAGACAGUCAGAGCUGUAGCAUCCUCAGUGAGAGGAGUUAAAAACCGCCCAGAGGAGUUCACCGAAAUGAAUGAUUAUGUGGGAACAUUUAGCCAGGAGAUAAACUUAAUAGACAAAAUAUCUCAUAGAAUUUACAAGGAAGAAAAGGAGUAUUUUGAGGAGAUGAAGGAAUAUGGACCAGUCUAUACCUGGUGGUCAGCAUCCGAAGAGGAUCUGGUCGAUUCCCUGAAAGGUGUAGCCAGCUGCAUUGACAAGUGUUGUAAGGCCACUGAAAGACGAAUAGUUGACCUUUCUGAGACACUGCUUCCAGUUGUACAUGAAUAUGUUCUAUAUAGUGAAAUAUUAAUGGGCGUUAUGAAAAGAAGAGACCAAAUUCAAGCAGAGCUGGAUUCCAGAGUUGAAGCUUUGACCUACAAAAAAGCCGAAAAGGAGGCACUUACAGAAGAGAUUGGAAAACUGGAAGAUAAGGUGGAAUGUGCUAAUAAUGCUCUGAAAGCUGACUGGGACAGAUGGAAACAAAACAUGCAAAAUGAUAUCAAGUUGGCAUUUGCAGAUAUGGCUGAGAAAAACAUCAGCUACUACGAACAGUGCCUUGCUACAUGGGAGUCCUUCCUUACAACUCAAACCGACCUUCGUCUGGAAGAAAUAUCUGAAGAUAAACCUUGAGCAUACCUAAGGACCUUUUGCCUAACCUUUGGUGAUAUAGUGCCUACCAACCAAAGACAUUCUUCAUGGGGUGGGCUGUGUUUAAUAUAACUGGGUCAAAAUGCAGUCACCAUUUCUGGAAAGCCAAUAAUUUGAAAACUCAGGUACUCCAAGGUUCUUACCUGCAUUUUGAUCAUGGUAUACGUAUAUAUAGUGCUUAGUUACAAUUCAUUUAUUCCAAAAUUUUUGUCUGUAAGUACUUGUGUAUGGUAAUUGUUUUCUCAAACAUUCUGCACUUGGGAUGUGACAUUUUAAAUAGGUUGUAAAGGCUCCAUUGAAUAAAAACAUUUAAUAAGAAAUGCCUGAAUUUCAUGAAUGGUUCCUAUCUGCACCUGACUGUGUUUCAGAUGAAAUAUAUUUUCACUAAAGAUGUUGUCUACAUGUGAUAUAGAACAGUUUGUGUGUGUGUGUGUGCAUUGUUUGAAGGACUGAAUAGUGUAACUAAAUGAACACAGGGCUUGGAGGGAAAUGAGACCUGUAUUUGCAUCUUAUUGUUAAUACAUAUUUACAUUGUGGCCACUGAAACUUCGAUGAGCCUCAGAUCACUCCUCUGUUAGAUAAGGGGGUUAUAUUAGAUGGCCUCUGAGGUCCCUUUAAGUGCUAUGUGAUACCAAGAUCUGCUGCAGGAAUUAAAGAUUAUAAUAACUAGCACCAACAUACUAGAAUUGUUGGGCAUAUCAAAUUUGAGAGUUAUUUAAAGUGCUAUCAGAAUGUCAGUAUUAUCGUCCAUCUUUUGGGUGAAUUCAGAGAUGGGAAAUAUUACCAAAAAGGAUAGCCUUAAUUUUCCUAGAAGGUUAUCUAAACUAUACAACUUUACUUUCAUCUUAAGACAACAUUUGCCUUGGUUUGGAAAAUAUGUGCUAACAGUGAAAUUCUGUUUUUCUUCUCUAGGGCCUUCUUACAUUGACAGAGGAAAUCAAUGUCAUUCCUUUCCCCAUUAUCCCAAUUAAAUAAAUAUGCCUUUCUCAGAAAGUCCUGAUGUUGACAUUA